This is a messenger RNA of Pelagomonas calceolata, 811 nucleotides long. NCBI's taxonomy places the organism in Eukaryota, Pelagophyceae, Pelagomonadales, Pelagomonadaceae. The record is from the annotation of a GenBank genome assembly.
CAUAAAUAAUCGUGUUUGCGGGCCCGUCCGCGCGAAGCGUCCACAUUGGAGGACGCGCACUCAUUUUUUAAGCACCAGCCAGCUUGCCUGAGCCACACUCCAAGUCCCUUCGCGUGAGGAGGCGUGCAAGGCACCCAACACAGCUGCAGGGGUGCAGCACGAUGGGCCCGCCGCGCGACAAGCAGGUCGCGCUCUCGACGUUCUCGUAUGUCUUCAGCGAGCUUGUUCAAUACAACAUGACGAAGAUUAGGAGCUCAGCGGAACUCGAAGCCAAUCUGGAAAAGCUGGGCAAGGACCUCGGGAAGCGAGUCCUCGAUGCUUUGUUUCACCGCGACCGCCUCACGAAGCGCGAGCUCACUGAGGUGGGAAUAUUACAAUUCAUCUCCACGACCGCGUGGAAGGCCUUGUGGGGCAAAGCCGCCGAUUCCCUAGAAAGAUCUACGGAUCGAGAGGAUGAGUAUAUGAUAGUAGACAGUGCUCCAUUGGUCAAUCAGUUCGUGUCCGUGCCGGCCAACUUAGGCGCUUUGGAUUGCGCGGCGCUGAUGGCGGGGGUGGUGGCAGGGAUACUGGUGUGUGCCCGGCGUCCCAUACGCCAUCGACGCGACUCACCACUCGCCCCGCGCAGGACGGCGCCUACUUCGCUGCGAAGUGUACCGCUCAUCCUAGAGAAGAGGGCGGGACCGUGUUCCUCAUACGUAUCGGGCACGACGAGGCUGAGGAACAAAAAGAGCCGGAGCUCGUCGAGAUGCGGCCGGUCCUGCCGCUGGCGGACCGGGCGCUGGCAUGAUUCUAAGUAUGUAGUAGUGAAUAG